AUGGUGUCUGCCCCUACGACGGGCGGCACUGCCGCUGCUAACGGUAACGGAAGCGCGAACGCGAGCUCGCGAGCCUCUCCGGCCGUCGGCGCCCCCAAUACGGCCUCGGCCAAGUCGAAGGCCGCCCAGGUCAACUCCAACGGCUACCACCCGACGAACCCCCAAGUACCUCUCAGCUCCAUGCGAAGCACACCCCUCGACUUGACCUCGGUCGAGCGACGCGGACAGGCGACAGCGAUCAAGGAACCCGUCAAGAAAAAGUCCCGCCCUCACGGCCUUGAGGAUGCGCCCACCUACUGUCCGACGGACGAGGAGUGGAAGGACCCGAUGGAAUACAUCAAGAAGAUCUCUCCCGAGGCGAAGAACUACGGCUUGUGCAAGAUCAUCCCGCCCGACUCGUGGAACCCGGACUUUGCAAUUGAUACAGAGGUUGGUCUCAAUGUUACACCCAAGGAGCGCAGGCUCUGA
Molecule: messenger RNA, 468 nt
Organism: Colletotrichum spaethianum
Lineage: Eukaryota; Fungi; Ascomycota; Sordariomycetes; Glomerellales; Glomerellaceae
Product: lysine-specific demethylase rbr-2
Exons: 1
Coding region: 1-468 (155 amino acids)
Biological process (GO): chromatin remodeling
Cellular component (GO): nucleus
Molecular function (GO): histone demethylase activity
Source: RefSeq, a predicted model, not a curated record